Molecule: messenger RNA, 2134 nt
Organism: Tarenaya hassleriana
Lineage: Eukaryota; Viridiplantae; Streptophyta; Magnoliopsida; Brassicales; Cleomaceae
Exons: 3
Coding region: 243-1913 (556 amino acids)
Molecular function (GO): protein binding
Source: RefSeq, a predicted model, not a curated record
UUCAUAUAGUGCUCUGUUUCUCUCCAUAAACCUCCCACUCUCUCUCUCUCUCUCUCUCUCUCUCUCUCUGGUCCUUUAUAAACACUUCUUCUCUUACUUUCUCAAAUCUUGGAGGAGAAGAAGCAACGAAUUUCGAGGGGAAAGAGAAAACCCAUUUACAUUGAAAGAUAUAUACAGACACAAACAUCGUGUAUUGAUGCAUCGGUGAACCAGAUCUUCUGAGAACAAUUCAACACAGAGCAAUGGCCAUUUCUCAUGCCCUUAACGGCGACAAGAAGCACUGGUGGUUCUCUCACAGAAAGUUGGUGGAAAAGUACAUCAAGGACGCGAGAGCUCUGAUAGCGAGCGAGGACCAUGACAAUGUCGCUUCGGCGGUUCACCUCCUGGACGCGGCCUUGGCGUUUUCGCCGCGUCUCGAGACGGCGCUCGAGCUGAAGGCGAGAUCUCUUCUCUUUCUCCGCCGCUUCAAAGACGUCGCCGAUAUGCUUCAAGGCUACAUCCCCAGCAUCAACGACGAUGAUUCCGCCGCUUCUUCCGACCGUUCAUCCUCCUCCUCCUCCGGUCAUCUCUCUCGCGACCGCGUUCUGCUUCUACCGGACGCGCCGCACGGCCGCGACCCGUCGUUCAAGUGCUUCUCUGUUUCCGAUUUGAAGAAGAAGGUCAUGGCAGGGCUGUGUAAAAACGGCGACAAGGAAGGGCAAUGGAGGUACAUCGUGUUGGGGCAAGCGUGUUGUCACUUGGGACUGAUGGAGGACGCCAUGGUCCUUCUUCAGACCGGUAAACGCCUCGCCUCCGCCGAAUUCCGUCGCCGGAGCAUCUGCUGGUCCGAUGACAGCUUCUCUCUUCUCAUCGAACAUUCCUCCGCCGCAUCUCCGCCGCCCCACCACCUGACCGAGGCCGAGAGCGUCGGCCACCUCAUCGCCCACAUAAAGCUCCUCCUCCGCCGCCGCACUGCCGCGCUCGCCGCCCUCGACGCCGGGCUCUAUACGGAGUCCAUCCGCCACUUCUCGAAGAUCGUCGACGGUCGCCGACCGGCUCCACAGGGAUUCCUCGCCGAGUGCUACAUGCACCGAGCUGCCGCCUACAGAGCCGCCGGCAGAAUUGCUGAGGCCAUCGCCGAUUGCAACAAAACACUUGCUCUCGAGCCGUCGUGUCUUCAGGCUCUGGAGACCAGAGCGUCGCUUCUUGAAGCAAUCCGGUGUUUUCCCGACUCGCUUCACGAUCUCGAACACUUGAAACUCCUCUACAACACCAUUUUACGCGACCGGAAACUCCCAGGUCCGCCGUGGAAGCGACACAACGUGAAAUACAGAGAAAUCCCCGGGAAAUUAUGCGUCUUGACGACCCUAAUCCAGAAACUGAAACAGAAAAUCGCAAACGGAGAAACGGGUAACGUCGAUUACUACGGCUUGAUCGGGGUGAGACGCGGUUGUACUCGAUCGGAGCUCGAUCGAGCGCAUCUCCUGUUGUGUCUGAGGCACAAACCCGACAAGGCCACGUCUUUCAUCGAACGCUGCGAGUUCUCCGACCAAGACGCCGCCGAUUCCGUCAGGGAUCGAGCGAAGAUGUCAUCGCUGCUGCUCUAUCGUUUGAUUCAGAAAGGGUAUUCCACAGUCAUGGCGAACAUAAGGGAGGAAGAAGCCGCCGAGAAGCAGAGGAAGAAUGUCACGGCGGCGCUGGCCGCGGCCCAGGCGGCGGUUCAGGCCCAAACUCCGAAGCAGAACGCUGAAGAACCGAAACCGGUCGAAAGAACCGGUUCGGUAAAGGAAACCGGUAUUGGAGAAACUAAGACCCCGAAUUCGAGCGCGUACCAAGGAGUGUUUUGCCGAGAUCUCGCGGCCGUCGGGAAUUUACUGUCUCGGUCUGGUUUCAACCACGCGAUUCCGGUGAAAUUCGAAGCGCUCAGCUGCUAAGAUACCUGCAGGCGAAACGACGCCGUUUUCACUGAACAAUAUACGGCAAAGGACUCGUCUCCGUACACGAAAAAAUACAGUCAAAAAAAGGGGAAAAUAAUAUUAUAUAAACAUAAAAGAUAUGAAUGGAUGUAUGUAUGUACGUAUGCAUAUGAUUAUUCCCCUGCCGAAAAAAUUUUGUUACUUCUGUCUCCUUCUAAAACGCGUUUGUUGUUUUUCUA